Molecule: messenger RNA, 1802 nt
Organism: Homalodisca vitripennis (glassy-winged sharpshooter)
Lineage: Eukaryota; Metazoa; Arthropoda; Insecta; Hemiptera; Cicadellidae
Product: protein FAM76A-like
Exons: 7
Coding region: 153-1283 (376 amino acids)
Source: RefSeq, a predicted model, not a curated record
AUCUGAUCGUUAUUUUCAAAAUGGCGGUUUAAGUAAACCUAGUGGCUAGUCUUUGAGUCGUAAAUUGUAAUUUUGUGAGCAUUUGCGUUUUGUUUGGUUUUACUUUACUAUAUAAAGAACAGUUGUAAUUAACAAUCAUAAAUAUUUUAAUCAUGAGUAACUCAUCGGCUCUUUUUGCUUGCUCAAGGUGCUUCACAAGACAUCCUUUUGAAGAGCUGUCACCUGGACAACAACUUUGCAAGGAAUGUAGAGGUGCAUUUCCUGUAGUGAAGUGUACGUACUGUAGAUCUGAAUUUCAACAAACAAACAAAGUCAAUACAAGUACGAUCUGCAAGAAGUGUGAAGUUAAUGUGAAAGCCUAUGGCAAGCCGACUGCGUGCGAGUACUGUAACAUAAUAGCAGCAUUUAUUGGCAACAAGUGCCAGCGCUGCACCAACUCUGAGAGGAAGUAUGGUCCCCCCGUCACCUGUGAACAGUGUAAGCAGAAGUGUGCUUUUGAUCGCAAAGAUGAAGAUAAAAAGAAUACUCUGUGCAUGAAAGUGGGUUGCUUCACUUGUAACUUUUUUAAUGAAGAUUUUGCUGGUGAGAGUGACGACAACAAGGAUGAUGACGACUCUCUUGGCUCUGUUAUUGUCGAUGGCAAGUUGCUGUGCUGGCUUUGCACUCUGUCCUUCAAGAGAGCCUUGGCUAAAACAAAACAGUCUGAUGCAGAGAGACGAGCACAUAAUAAAAUGAUGGCUCAAAAGGCAGCGAAAAACAAGGAAGUCAAGUUAAGAGGUCACAACAAGCGGCCGAACCGAGUGGAUGUGACCAAGAUAGGAGUCACGACAGGAGGAGGGGCUGACAAUAACAAUCCUGAUACUGGUGGGGGCAACACUGGGACCAACUCCCAACCUCCCGCCAAGAUGCCUCGAAUGAAGCCACCCGGUGACCCCUUGGACCCGAACUCGUCUGACCACGUUGUGGCCAUGACACAGCUCAAAGAACAGAUGGCAUCACUUCAAAAGCAGUUAGCUGUUAAGGAUUCAACAAUUUUGACAAAGGAUAAGUUGAUCACCGAACUGAAAGCCAAACAUUUUACAACUGAGAACGAACUUCGAAUCAAAAUGAACAACAGUCAAAAGGACCAUGAUAAGAAGGUGGAAAUGCUUCACACUAAAAUAAAAACUUUACAGAAAGAAGUAGCUACAUUGUCGAAAAGUACCAAGAAAGAACGGCUAGCAGCGAGCAGUGGAGGUGGCAGUGGCAGUGGCAGUGGCACGGACAGUCCUAGUAUACCAUAACAUUUAGUAAUAGCUGUAAGGGUAAUAUUUCGUGCCAAGCAAGACUUUCACGGUGCGAUUGUGAUGAAUGUUGUUAUUUAAAGUCACGGUUUAGUUAUGUAUUUUAUAUUACUGUACAAUUCCUGUUUAAAUAUUAUCAAAUUUUGUAUUUAAAAUAGAUUCCUAUAUUUUAAGUUAAAUUUUAUUACAAUUUUAAAUGGUUCUAGGAAAUUACGUCAUACAUCGUGUUAAAUGUAACUACUCUACUUUGGUUAAUAGUAAUGUUUAGUUAGUGUAAGUUGUGUUGUUCACAAAAGAUAUCUGAUAAUAUUUACCAGAUGUACCUUUGAUCUUAUUCUUUUAGUUGAUGAACAUAAUAAAUGAAAUAUUUAUUUUAUAUACAUUUUAAAGAUAUAUGUUAUUGAAUACUGUAGUACUUAUGAGUAUCGAUUAAAAUUUGUACUAAAUGUAAAAAUUCUGGUAUUUAACAUCUUAUUAAAUUCAUGUGUCAUUAAAUAAACAAGAAACUGAAAUUUUUAA